Aureobasidium melanogenum CBS 110374 is the source of this 1683-nucleotide messenger RNA. RefSeq lists its product as uncharacterized. The record is from RefSeq and is a predicted model, not a curated record. Gene Ontology annotation, molecular function: DNA binding; zinc ion binding. Bases 1 to 1683 code for a protein of 560 amino acids. NCBI's taxonomy places the organism in Eukaryota, Fungi, Ascomycota, Dothideomycetes, Dothideales, Saccotheciaceae. Gene Ontology annotation, biological process: DNA-templated transcription. The transcript has 2 exons.
AUGCCGCCAGACAAUUGGGAUACACACCGAGCUUCUUUCGAUGGCACUGUGCAAUUAACGGCAGAAACGCACAUCACAGAUGCCAGCCCUGUAGUCACACGACCAGUUCUCCAGGAGGAUCCCGGCACAGGAGGAAGCUCAACAUAUAUCGGACGACAUCAUUUUGGAGACAGUGCUAUAGAUGAAACUUCCGCUCGCGAUUAUGGUCAGUCACGACAGCAAGGACUAUCUGAACUUGAACAGAAAACUCUGGAGCUCUGGAAUGUCUUUGCUUUGCCCCCACGGCCACUCCAUGAGAGUUUAUUAGAAUCUUUCAUGCAGUACUGUUUUCCGUGGAUGCCUUUGCUCGAACCAUCCGAAGCACAUGUCCGUGACAAUCAGCAGAGCUCGUUACUUCUGUCCCAGGCUAUAUUUCUAGCCGCGAGUCGGGUCAAUCCUUCUCCUCCUGUCUGCGAAUACGCCUCAUCCGCUGAGUUUUAUCAGCGGGCGAAAGCAUUGUUCUGGAUCGGACAUGAGAAAAAUGAGCUGACUGUCAUCAAAGCAACUACUAUGUUGCAUUGGUACACGCCGGACGGCCCUGCUUUUGUUUCUCAUGACACCAGCGAAUACUGGCUAAAGAUCGGUGUGGGAUUGGCGUAUCAAAUUGGCUUGCAUAAAGAGCCUCCUCCAGGUCCACCAAGAGCCAUUCGACGGCGGAUGUGGUGGAGCCUUGUUGUGCGAGAUUCUCUUAUCUCUGUUUCGAGAGGUAGACCUCGAGCUGUCAAUCUGGAAGACUCGGACGUAUCGAUGCCGACCUUGGAUGAUUUUGCUGACGCACCACAAACUGGAGAGCUGUUUAUUGCUUAUGUCGAAGUUUGCUGCAUAUUAGGCGAUCUUGUGCAAACAUGUGCGAGGAGAAGAAUGACAACUAGUAAACGUACAGAAGUUUUGAACGCGUUGUUCAAGUGGACGCGGAUGCUCCCGGCGAGACUGAUGUUGGCGCAGUACUCUGUCGACACACGAUCUUAUGAAGCACGUCCUCACGACUUUCUGGCACGACAACUACACGUACCUUACUUCACAAGUAUCAUAAUUUUGGCAAGGUCAGGUGCUACAGGCGAAAAUAUCAGCCCAGCUGCUGUUAUGGCAGCCUCUUUCGUGGCAGGUGUCUACGAAGAUUUCCUGGCCCGCAAUCUGGUUGGUCUGCUGUCACCUACCUUUACAACUUUUGCAUUCAUCUCUGGCCUUGUACUCCGAUCGCUCCGGUCAUACCCUGGGCUUUGGCCUGCCGCGCGGAAAGAUCUCGAGACCAUACUCGCAUCACUCCAACAACUAUCUAAUCGAUGGCGCUCUGCUAUAGGAGCUUAUAAGGUAAUACAGAGAGCUCUCGAUCAUCCGGUACCUACUGGCACAUCUCCCAAAAGAUCUCUAUUAUCUCUCAGCCGCGAAGAAGCACCCUUGUUCGAGGGAUUCCCGUUGCAUAUUUGCAGGAUGUGGCAUGCAUCUGAAGCGGAGAGAGCCGCGCAGAACGUUGAUUUUAACCUCUCGGAUAUACUACCGCCACAGAUGGACUUGGCUGCCGAAAGAGGAAGCAACAGCCAAGCAGCAAUCAUGAAUCUGAACUUGCUGCCCGACGACAGUCUGUUUGACGUCCCGUUCGAUGACGUCCCGUAUUUUUGGGGUGAUUGGGGUGUCAAUGGCUAG